Molecule: messenger RNA, 2360 nt
Organism: Paecilomyces variotii
Lineage: Eukaryota; Fungi; Ascomycota; Eurotiomycetes; Eurotiales; Thermoascaceae
Exons: 4
Coding region: 156-2270 (704 amino acids)
Biological process (GO): positive regulation of transcription by RNA polymerase II
Cellular component (GO): nucleus
Molecular function (GO): DNA-binding transcription factor activity, RNA polymerase II-specific; zinc ion binding; transcription cis-regulatory region binding
Source: RefSeq, a predicted model, not a curated record
GCAGUCCCAAUUGCCGACCUCAUCCAGCGCCACAGUGGACUGGAGGCACAUUUAGGCAACUUGUCGCCGUGUUUUCGCUCGAUCGAUCGAGGACGAUGAUCACGAUAAGUCUAUAGGGCUUAUACCCUUUCUGUCGCUGCGCCGCGUCAAUAUCGAUGGCUGAGUCUCGCCCGGGGAAGAUGUCGGCGGAAACUCCACGACCGCGACGAGGGCAAUUCGACUCUCUACUGCCUUGCAAUAAUUGCAGAGAGAAGCAUGUGAAAUGUCACUACGAUUCAGAUGGCCAAUGUCAACGGUGUAAGCGUGAAGGCGAAGAGUGUGUGCGCGAACGAACCAGGAUCCGAUUCCGUCAUGGUUCUCGUGGCAGCUUCCAUACCACCUUCGCCGAAGACCAGCCCUGGGUGGGCACGGGAGGGAUAUUCCAGUUUGUCAAUGAGACGGCUGGGGUUGUAGCAAGUUACUUGCAACAAGAGGGCCCCGAUAGAGAAUCAGAUGCCGUGGUGGAAGACGAGCCAUGGGGUGAUCACAAUGUCCGGUUAUUGACAGGACAGACACCGGCAAGCGGUGGCACCAAGAAGCAGCCUGAGUCCUCUGCGUUGGUAACCUGUGCGAGAAAUGUACCAGGUGCAUCUACGCCAAGACGUUCGUUCUCUGGCAGCAUCUCCUGCGAGCCAUCGCAUGGGAGGAACGAGAUCGAUAGGGAGCAACCGACAGGCAGAGGCAUGAGUGGUCAUGCUCAAGAGCCAGCUUCCACACCAUUAUCAUCAUCGUCGUCGUCGCAGGCCUUCCCUCUUCCGCGCUACCGCCCCAGGGUCCCGUCAUAUUCGGCCCCUCGAACACCCUCUGAUUAUCCUUCUGUGUCUGAUUUCUCCAGCCCAGGAUCAGCGUCUGCGUACCAGAUUUUCCAGCAGGCUGUCCUUCAAGAUCCUACUACAGACCCUUUCUGGGACGACCUAGUGAAACGACCCGCCAGAGAAACGUUCCACGAUGGCCACGGCCGCCUGCAGGCAGUACUUCUUCGUUAUUAUGCAGAAGAGAUUGCCGACCGGUUCGACCUCUGCGAUCCUGAACGCCAUUUUGCUCGGGUGGUCCCUCAGCGAGCGCGCUCCUGUCCGCCUCUGUUAAACGCGAUCUUUACCACAUCAGCCCGCCAUCUCACACGGCUCCCAAGGCACCGUCAUGCAGCAGGGGCAGUGGAGUGGAGAGGCAGCCUUCUUCCUGAUCUGACUGAGGAAGUAGCCGUGUAUUAUCAUAAUGAAUGCAUCCGAGAUCUGUUGAGAUUGAGUGUUGACCCGGAACAGAUUCACGAUGAGAACCUUCUAGCUGCGGCGACCAUCCUCCGGACGGACGAAGAGAUGGAUUCUCCGGUGCGGGAUGGCGACGGUGACCAGGAGGUGUUUCUGCAGAUGUUGAACAUUUUCAUCAACGCACAAGUUCCAGCUGUGACAGCGACUUCUCAGCCGCGACCUGGUUACCUUGAGCAGCAGAUCAACAACAACACCGCGAGUGGCAUGCAGGCUUUUGAGGGGAUGGGCCAUGCUCACCCUGCCCAGGAUCUUCACGUCCAAGGCCUGCGGCAAGCUGUCAUCCGGAUUGCCCUCCGCCAGGAGCUCUUCACAUCGUACAUGAAGCACCGUCCGUUGAAGUUCCCUCCCUUCCAUUAUGAACCUUUUCGUGGUUUCUCCCCAGCUGACGACACCAUGUGGGCUCAUCGUCUUGUGAUUUUCUGUGCCGAUGUGUUGCAGUAUUGUUAUGGAGCCAACGACGCAGGGACACCUCAUCACUCUGAGAUACAGUGGCAGGAGCUAAAGCGCUACGGUGAAGAAUUAAGACUGGCACUGCCAGAGUCCUUUGCGCCCAUUUUCUAUCGGCCCCCGAACAUAGAGACGGAGGAGAUCUUCCCAGAGAUCUGGUACCUGCAAGAUUGCCAUGUCACGGGAAUGAUGCACGCAGAACUGGCACGACUGUUACUGGCAGUAUACAAUCCCACCCGACCUCGAUUGGGUCAUGGAUACGCCGCCAGCAUGCGGGAGCUCACCUUCGAGCUUCAAAAGACCGUGUUGCGGCUCUGUGGGAUUGCACUCAGUAACCGCCAGUUGCCGUCCGUGUUCAUCGAGGCAUUCAUGGGCAUUUCCACGUACGGGGAGUAUUUUGAGGACCAAAGGGCACAAGCAGCAUUACUUGGCGUUCUGGACGUGAUGCACGAAGAGCAUGCUUAUCCCACCGCAAAGAUCGUCCAGGCGUUGAAAGAGGCGUGGGGUUGGGUUUGAGAUUCAAUGACUAUUCAGCAUGCAGGAAAAGGCACAAUCUUUGCUUGCAGAUCGAAAAGAAAAGAAAAGAUGUCGAGUUAUAGCGAGUCU